CACUACAGUGAAGAUGGUUAACUUUGUUAAAGCAAGGCCCAUGAACUCUCGUGUACUUUCUGCAUUAUGCAAUGAUAUCGGCAGCGACCAUGUAACGCUUUUACAGCAUACGGAAGUGCGCUAAUUAUCAAGGGGAAAAGUAUAGACACGUUUUUUGAAUUGAGAGACGAGCUUAAAAUGUUCUUUACUGACCAUAAUUUUCACUUUUUUGUUCACUUGCUAUCUAACUGGGAGUCUCGUGAGUGAAAACAUCCGAAGCUCAUCAAAGGUGGCCUGCCGGAGAACUUCCCUGUGUGUAAGGAGCUGCUUAUUCCCCCUGGUACCCAGAACUAUGUGGUGCUAUACAACGCCAACAAACGCUUGUUCUGUCUCACCAUCCACAUCAUCACAGGAGGCGCUCAAGAUCCUCAUCUUAGCGCCUUACUGGCUCUUCAACAAGACCGGGACCUUGUCGGAUGGGUGGAGCAAGACCAUCAACAACCGACAUCAGAGCAAACGAGUACAUUCGUUACCAGGGAGCCACCAGCGGAGAGCAUCUGGUGGCCUGGAAUCAUGGAUUGGCUCAUGGUAUCAUCAACGUUUUGACCAGCGUCAUCACGUCCACAGUGGAGGGGGUGAAGACCGAGGGAAGGGUCAGUGGCUUGUUCUCAGGCUUGGGGAAAGGCCUGGUUGGUAUGGUAACCAAGCCGGUGGCUGUAGCCCUGGACUUUGACUCGGAGCCAGCACAGACGGCGCAAGACAUGUCCAGCCUCAGUAACCACAGGUUGAGAGUGCUGCGGGUGAGGAAGCCGCGCUGCUGUAAGGGACCCCAGGGCCUGCAGGCCCGCUCCUCCUCCACCCAAGCCGACGGACAGUAGCAGCUCUUCCACCUCACUGACAACAUCCACUCUGAGUUGUGAGUCACACUCCUGCUCUGAGCUCCCAGAGUUAAGCCACUAUCUGGCCAGUCACAGUGGCCAGUGUGUGCAGGAUUUUGUUUCCAGCCCAGCUCUAACACACUUGAUUCAUCAUAGUAUUUAAUUUAGACCACGAUGAGUUGAUGAGUCAGGUGGGUUAGUGAUGGGCUGGAACAAAAGCCUGCUGAAGGUGUUUGAAAAAGACAGCUGAAGGUUUGGAGAAAUAGCCAUCUCUGAUUAAUAUUGCGUCACAUGGAAAAAAGUUUAGUUAUAUUUCGAAUGAAAUGUACGUUUAAGUUCAUUAAUACAUAUUUAGUAUUUCUAGAGUGAGAAAGAGACAUGAAAUCCCUGGCACAGACGGGGCACUAGCCUGUAUCCAGUAUCUCUGCUGAGCCUGAGAGCAUUUGUCACCUCACAGGCUAAUAAAUCCAGAGAGCCAGCAGAACCCUGUCUCUAGCCCCUUACCUCUGACCCUAGAGGUGUUAACCAGCCAAAUGCUCAGCUCAGCCUCUGGGCUUUCUGGCCCACACUUCACUCUUCCAAUGGGACUGCUGCUCACACCAUGUUUGUUUACGUUAGCAUGUGUGUGCAUGUAUUUUACACGGCUCAUGCAUCUGUGCUAGGGUAUGUGGCAGGGUCUACAGACAGUCACGGACGACAAAGGGAAAACCAGACACGUCGCGGACACAGACGUCUUGCUUCCAGACAAGCUAAACACCUUUCUUCGCCCGCUUUGAUGAUAACACAGUGCCACCGACACGGCCCGCUACCAAGGACUGUGGGCUCUCCUUCUCUGUGGCCGACGUCAGUAAGACAUUUACACGUGUUAACCUUCGCAAGGCUGCUGGCCCAGACGGCAUCCCUAGCCGUGUCCUCAGAGCAUGCGCAGACCAGCUGGCAGGAGUGUUUACGGACAUAUUCAAUCUCUCCCUAUUCCAGUCUGUUGUCCCUACUUGCUUCCAGAAGUCCACCAUUGUUCCUGUACCCAAGAAAGCCAAGGUAACUGAACGAAUUGACAAUCGCCUCGUAGCACUCCUGUCAUAAUGAAGAGCAUUAAGGACUCCCGAGUGGGUCAGCGGUGUAAGGCACUGUAUCUCAGUGCAAGUGGCGUCACUACAGUCCCUGCUUCGAAUACAGGCUGUAUCACAUCCGGACGUGAUUGGGAGUCCCAUAGGGCGGCGCACAACUCGCCCAGCGUCGU
Molecule: messenger RNA, 2097 nt
Organism: Oncorhynchus mykiss (rainbow trout)
Lineage: Eukaryota; Metazoa; Chordata; Actinopteri; Salmoniformes; Salmonidae
Source: RefSeq, a predicted model, not a curated record